AUGGAGGGGGAUGUGACGGUGACCAAACUCAAAGAAACCGUCGCCUCAGUUCUCGUCGACAAGCUUGCCGAAGGAACUUUAGUUUCACUAGUCUAUUUUUCCGAAGGCAGCAGCUUCCACAGUGGUCCUAUGACGUUGAUCAAGGAUUCCCAGACUAACAUCGCCCGUCUAGUGCUUCUGGCUCCCAUGGAGGGACCUACGUGCACGCUCUGUGGGCUACGAAUGGCACUGCAGGUGCUAAGCUCGACACCAGAACAGAGCCCCGAAGGCAACGUGGUUAUCCUGUUCAGUGACGGCAAGGCCACGGGCAGUUCGUCGUCUUCAGCUGAGGAGGACACAGGCGAAUUUCUUGCUGUGGUGGGAGAUUUCCAGAGGGAGAGAGUGAUCAUUACCACCGUCGCUGUGAGUGCCACCGCUUCGCGAAACCUCGAGAAACUGGCCCUGGAGACCGGAGGCCGAACGUACGCCGUCUGCGAUAUCAAUGCCGAGGUGGUGGAAGGGCGCUGCUGGAUGGGCGUACUGAAUGCCUUCUUUGAUACCACGGAUGAGCUUUCCUCGGCUGUCGACUUGUUGCGCAUCAAAAGCACGGCUAACCACUACGGCAUCGGCGAUGGCCGGAGCUCGGGCCUCUUGGGGGCGCGAAGUGGUCUCUGUCUUGAUGACCCGUUCAGACUGCAGGUUCGCGUGCCGGAGUACGUCGACACCUACCGGACCGCCGUGGUCUUUGCGUCCCUGACCAAAGGACUGUGUCCGGUUGUUCACGCCAACGUCAAAGGCAUCGCGUUCUUCCAGAACAGCAGCACUGGAGAAGAGUUCUUACUCCACGAUUCGGGACUCGGCGAAGACAUCUACGUUAAUGAUGGCAUUUACACGGGCCAGUUCACGAAGUUCCGCGGCCGGGGCCGCUACACAAUCGUCAUCAAAGUCAGCAACAAGUCGCAGACCGAGUUUCUCGACUGGGCCGCGAAUAAUGUUCCGAAUGAAUCGCCCGCUGUAGCAGGCGAUCGUGCAUCCACGGGCAGCUUUCAAACUGGCGUGCGAGGCCGUUCGACGGGCGUCUUCUCUGAAACAUCAGCGGGACAUCCGGUGUUCAUAAACCACAACAUCAACGUGAGCCAAGUGCCGCCAGGCAGAGUUCGUGAUCUGAAGGCAUCUUUCGAAUCACACGAGGGCCGGCCCACUGCUCGUCUCUCCUGGACAAUGCCCGGAGCGCACGCCUUCGAAGGAACAGUCUCGUCCAUCGAUGUCCGGUCAUCUCGGAGCAUCCAAACAAUGCUCGACUUCUUCCACAAGGCCACCACAAUCUCAGAGCAAGACCUCGUCUCCGGUUCGAUGAAGCCACUACCGGCGUUUUCUCACCAGCUGGCAACCGUUUCCAUCCCGUCUACUGUCAUUUUCGCUAGCAGCAGUGAAGAAUCAGCCGGGCAAGCUCCUUCGGUGUCCGGCUACAAUGUCUACUUCGCUCUAGUCACCACCAACGCCGACGGUUCCCGCUCCGAAGUCUCCAACUUGGCGAACGUCAACGUCCCUGCCAAUUUCACCGUUCCAGCAGGAAUAGCCCUGGCAGGCGCCGCUCUGUUUGUACUGGAAGACAUUUUGGACGCGAAAAAUUAUUCAGAAAGCACCGACGUGUCGCCGCCAGAGGCCAUGUCACCUUGGGAGGAGCUGUUGUCAAUCCUAGUAUCUUCGAGCGCUAACGCCACUCCCUCUGCAGCUCCUGAAAGCUCCUACGGAGAAACACCGGUAGAAACAAAAAAAGCGACAACCGCUAAAGAAACUACCAAACCGCAGGAAACCACUACCCCGACGACUAAAAACAAGGAAAAGGCAACACCCUCCACUGUCUCUACCACUAGGCGUAAAGAAGUCGUGGCUAAUGAACGUGCCGCCACUGCGGAGGAGGUCUCAACACCAGAGCCGCUGACUACACCGGUCAACGGUUCCGAAGCUGAUCUGAAUGUAACCGUUCCGCCUGGCGCCGAGAAGAAAGCGGUGAACAAGUUUGGUGUGGAUGACGACGAUGGCACUUUUCGUGCGUGGUUGCUGUUUGGCGCGUUCAUGGUAGCGUGUCUUCUAAUCUGUGCCAACCUGGCAUUCCUGUACUGCAGGGCGCAGUCCGAAGUGGACGAUGGCCCGCCCAGCCCUCGCGAAACUAUGGCUAUGACUUCGGGUUACAGCAGCUACUAG
Rhipicephalus sanguineus (brown dog tick) is the source of this 2187-nucleotide messenger RNA. RefSeq lists its product as uncharacterized. Lineage: Eukaryota; Metazoa; Arthropoda; Arachnida; Ixodida; Ixodidae. The transcript is spliced from 7 exons. The record is from RefSeq and is a predicted model, not a curated record. The coding region runs from base 1 to 2187 and encodes 728 amino acids.